GACACGGAGAGUAUGUCUUCACGUUCUGCGACCCCAUGUGACCUGUGACUUGCUCCUGUGAAGCGUCGGUUGAGUGAGAGAGUGUUGUGAGGUGGGAGUGCAGUGAAGUGCCAUGGAGACCUGUUAUCCCGUCUUUGUCGUGUUGGUAGCCCUGAUGACGACCGGAGCAGAAGCUACGAAACCUGUACCGGAACACCAAGUGGCAAUAAUGGACAUUCAAGCUGUGGAGGGCAAAAGAGUGGAGCUACCUUGUAACGUUACACCUCCAGGCCAUGACAAACUUUACAUGGUCCUUUGGUUCAAGGCGGACGCUGGAAUUCCAUUAUAUAGUUUUGACAUGAGAGGUAAGCCAGCCCACCAGGCCCGCCAUUGGUCAGCUAAAGAAGUAUUUGGUGACCGUGCCUUCUUCAGGACGGGACCGGAACCCGCCAUGUUGGUCCUGGAAGGGAUACGUCGUCACGAUGAAGGACUGUACCGCUGCAGGGUCGACUUCCGGAACACGCCGACACGCAGUUUCCGGUACAACUUGACCAUCGUGGUUCCCCCUGAGUAUCCAGCCAUCUUCGACCGUUACGGGCGCCAACUCAACGGUUCGUUGGGUCCGUAUAAGGAAGGAGACAACAUCAGCCUCACCUGCCGAGUUGUUGGAGGACGACCUGAACCCACAGUGAGAUGGUUGGUGAAUGGCCAGCUUGUGGACGAGGAGUACGAACACAAUUCUGGUGACGUCAUCGAGAACCGACUUACUUGGGCGAACGUCCUGCGAAAGGACCUAGAGUCCGUUUUCAGCUGCCAGGCUUCCAACACUAAUCUUACCGACCCACGGGAGACAUCGCUCGUCCUGGAUCUAUUUUUGAAGCCUCUGACGGCCCGGAUACACUCCUCCAAGUCCCCACUGGUGGCAGAUAUGUCGUAUGAUAUCAUCUGUGACUCCGCAGGCUCUAGACCCCCGGCCGUCAUCACGUGGUACAAAGGAAAGCAUCACGUCAAGAAAGCAAAGGAAGAAGUACGGGAGAACCAAAACGUCACGACCAGUAUGAUGACGUUUGAGCCAACGACGGAGGACGAUGGCAAAGUCAUCACUUGCCGAGCUGAGAACCCCAACGUUACAGGGCUCUUCCACGAAGCAGUGUGGAACAUUGAUGUUGUCUAUACUCCCAUUGUAUCUUUACGACUGGGAAGCACCCUAAAUGCCUCGGACAUUAAGGAAGGUGACGAUGUCUACUUCGAGUGUCACGUAAGAGCCAACCCUCCAUGGAGGCGCCUUACUUGGCUACACAACGGUGUGGUGCUGAGUCACAAUGUGUCAGCACGUCUAAUCCUGAUCAACCAGAGUCUCGUGCUGCAGAAGGUCACCAGACAGAAUGCAGGUAGCUACUCCUGUCUCGCCGUCAACAACGAGGGAGAGACUAACAGCAAUACCUUGGACCUCAGGGUUAAGUAUGCGCCGACCUGCAAACAGGAUCGGAUCCUAGUCGUGGGAGCCUCACGGUCGGAGAACCUGGACAUCGCGUGUGAAGUGGACGCAGAUCCUCCUGCCCGCAGUUUCCGCUGGAAGUUCAAUAACUCUGGGGAGACGCUGAACGUGGGUCCGGAGCGGUUCUCGGCUAACGGCACGGUCAGUGUGCUGAAGUACACCCCUGUGGCAGAUCUGGACUACGGAACAUUGAGCUGUUGGGCAGACAACGCCAUCGGAACCCAAGCGUCACCUUGUCUCUUCCAAGUCGUGGCUGCCGGAAAGCCGUUUGCAGUGCGCAACUGCUCGCUGUCCAACCAGACAGCCAACUCGGUGGAGGUUUCCUGCUACGCCGGGUUUGACGGAGGGCUCCCUCAGGUGUUCCUGCUAGAGCUGUAUUCUGGUGACUCAGCGGUGCCCAGGUACAACCUGACCUCGGACUCUCCUUACUUCCAACUGGCCGACCUCGAGCCAGACGUGCUCUUCAGGGUGGUAGUCUUCGCCGUCAACUCCAAAGGUCGAUCCCCAGGAGUAGUCCUGGAGGAGCUCACGUUUAGAGAUCCAGAGAAGAGGACAGGUGGAGAGGCGGACGAAUCGCUGUCAUCAGUUAUUGGUGUGUCGGUUGGCGCUGCAGUUACAGUUCUGCUGGUGAUGGUGUGUGUGCUGGUGAGGGUCAGACACAGCGGGUCGGGCCAUGAGCACCGCCUCAUGGCGGACAAGGUGACACUUCCACCUCCGGAUAAGCCGGCGAACAGAGAGCCGCCGGAUGAGAGAGAUCCGGACGUCAUUCCUGCCAAGUUUGACCCGGUCGGAGUGGUUGGCAAUGGCACUGUGGUUCGAAAUCCUCAAAAUGCUGGAAGUGCUGAAAUGAGUGACCCACUCCACUGGCAUCAGAACGGCGGCCAGCUGCGGCACCUGGACAGUAACCAGCCGUACUCGUGGGAGUUGAAUAGAAUGUCUCAGACUUAUAACGGCGGCCAGCUGCGGCACCUGGACAAACAGCGGCACCUGGACAGUAACCAGCCGUACUCGUGGGAGUUGUAUAGAAUGUCUCAGACUUAUAACGGCGGCCAGCUGCGGCACCUGGACAGUAACCAGCCGUACUCGUGGGAGUUGUAUAGAAUGUCUCAGACUUAUAACGGCGGCCAGCUGCGGCACCUGGACAGUAACCAGCCGUACUCGUGGGAGUUGUAUAGAAUGUCUCAGACUUAUGUAAAAUGGCAGCUGUGGCACCUGGACAGUAACCAGCCGUACUCGUGGGAGUUGUAUAGAAUGACUCAGACUUAUAACGGCGGAACGGCGGCCAGCUGUGGCACCUGGACAGUAACCCAGCCGUACUCGUGGGAGUUGUAUAGAAUGACUCAGACUUAUAACGGCGGCCAGCUGCGGCACCUGGACAGUAACCAGCCGUACUCGUGGAAGUUAACGGCGGCCAGCAGCGGCACCUGGACGGACAGUAACCAGCCGUACUCGUGGGAGUUGAAUAGAAUGACUCAGACUUAUAACGGCGGCCAGCAGCGGCACCUGGACAGUAACCAGCCGUACUCGUGGGAGUUGCGGCCCAAAGACCUCUGCCUGCCGGGACACCCGGUGGCUGGGGACCCGGAGCUGAACGGUACCGCCAUAAAGGAACGACUCAUGGCGAGCAGACUCCCAGAAAGUUGCGUAUGAUUUGUAUCCUAGGUCCGUACUGAACACUGAACUCUGUGAUAGUUGCAAUAUUUCACUGAACCCACCAGGCGUCUAGUAGGUACUAUUUGCUCUUUAAAAGGUACUGCAAUAACCUGGGUGCUUGUCAUCAAAUUAAUUAAUUUGGAAAUAUUAUUUAUAAAUGCCACAGUAUCGUAAAUAAAUAAUAAAUCAAUACCAAACUUUAAAUUAUUAUUAGAACUAAAUUUAUGUAGAAAUUGAUAACGACUAGUAAUAUUUAUAACACAAUUAACUGAGUCUGAAAAAAAAUUUAAUUUUCUUAUAUUUUAUAAACAUUUAUUUUUAAAUUAUUGUUACAUUUACUUGUUUGCUUGGUUGAGCUCACUAAUAGCAAGCAAUUAUUUUCCAAGAAAAUUGACGAAAAUAAAUCUCAUUCUAAUUUUAAAUUAACAUGUAGUUUUUAACACGUGCAAUAGGUUUAUUAAGUAUAGUUGAUUUAAACCUCAUAACUAUAGACUUUCUAAGCCUGAACUUUUUCACUAAAGUUUUAGUGUUAUUUCACGUAGAAUUUUUUUACUCAAGUGAAAUAAAACAUUAUAUGACAUACUUAAAGUUUCCAUUAUAUAUUAUACCGCACAAGAGCGUAUAUAAUGUCUUUAUCUUGUUGCAUAACGUGCAAAAGCUUUUAAAUGUCAUUUGCAUCCAAAAUGCUAACUAUUAAUUUUAAUAUCGGUAAUUUUUAUUUAAAGUUGCAUGCUAACAUUAUAUAACGUUUAUACAUUAACAAACAAAAGAUAAGAAUUGGCAUAUCCUUUUAAAAAUACCAAAAAUACGGAAUCAUAAAAAAUACUAUUCUUCUCCGUAUUGACGUAAAUAUAUGCACACAUUUCACACUUAUAAUGGGUACUGAAAGACUAAAAUGUGCUAAUCAUAAAGCCAGCCACAAUGCACCAGAUGCAUAAUUAUUUUUGGGUUUUUGUUCCUGAGUUUCAGACAUAAUAAUCGAUUCCAAAUAUUUAUUAAAGUUUGUAAAUUGUUAAUUAAUUUUUCAUGUUUUGGUUCAACAUUGUUUAAAAUGAAACCUCUGUAUCUUUAAAGAUAAAAACCAGUGGGAUGGAUGUGACAAAACUAUUUCAAGGCUCAACACAAAAGAUCAUAUAAAUAUAUCAAAGAUGCAAAAAAUUGUGGUAGUAAAUUAUAUGAUUUUAAGAUGCCUGGUUGGUAUAAAAAGUGAAUGUAUAUAGUAGGUAGAUCAUUUGAAUUUUACUGGCAUAUCCCGUGAUAGCAAAAAAAACUUCCAAUUGUUUUAUAACUUUGUCUAUAAUGUACAGAAGUGUUUGGCCUAUUUAUAAAUAUAAUGUUUCUUAAGUUUCCAUGUAAGAAAGGUAAUAUCCUGUACAUAUCAUUGUGUAUAUUGUUCAUGUUACUUAUAUCGAUUUCAAAAUCAUUGUCAAAUAUCAUGAUUGGUAAUUUAGUGAGUUAAUAAUAUAACGAAGUCGGUUUAUAUAACUGUAAAUAGUUAAAGAAUGCUAUAUUGUAACAUAUCUUCUUUAUAGAAAUUCACGACGGCAUUUUUACAUUUGUUUAGAGAUAAAUUUUUCCAUAAAACGAAUGGGUUAUAUUGGUUUAAAUAGUUCUUUUAAUAUGUUUUGCAGUUAUGUACAUUUUUUAUUUUAGGUUAGUAACGAAUAAAUUGCGUACUACACUUUAAAAUACAGAUUUGAAUACGUAUACAUUGAAAUAUCUAGAAACUUAAGAAUACUUUUAUCUCGCUUCUUCCUGGAAUAUAAAUAUGAAAUUAAAAGAUUAUUAUUAAUUUACUGAUUUAGUUAACGGUUUCUAAACAAAAAUAUUUUAAUGUUAUUCAAAUUUAAACACAAGUAAUAUGCGUACGGUUGUAUUAUUAUUUAUUGAAUCACACUUUAGUGAUAUUACCAGUUUAAUAAUCAAGAAGUCCAAAAACUUACUCAGUAUCUUUUGAAAUACGAAAAAUCAUUUACUACAAUUAAACGUGAAACGUAUUUCCAUUUGUUAGUGUAACAAAAUUAUGAAUCAAUUAAUUUAAGAUAACUUUAGUUUGCAAUAAAAUGGCGGUUAGAAUAUUUUAUUGUUUAAUGUAAAUUAAUUAAUAGUUCAAUGUUAGCCAAAUCUCUUUAUUUUAUUUUUUAUGCCUUAUAAAAUAUGUGGUGCUAAUACUUAAGUGACAUUAAUUAUCCUUGUUCCUUGUUAUUUAAGAUAUCAAUUUUUAUUUCAUAAUUAACAGCCAUUAUAUAUCUUUUUAAUAGUAAGACGAAAGUAGUUAUGUUUGAUAAAUAAUUUCUAUUUAUAUUGAUAAAAAUAUUUUCAAUUAAUUUAACAUCUGUAAUAGGGUAAUAAAUAUACUACAUGCUUUAAUUGUUCCUUUAAAAAACAAAAACAGGUUUCAAACGGAAUGUACUUUACAGUUUUAGUACACUAAAUAUUACAUACAUACAUACAUACACUAGCUUAUCUCUUAAUCAUUAAAAAUGUUUAAAAAAUCUGAACUUUAUGUCAUGAUGACUGUCACCAUCAAAAUAAAUGCGAUUGUAGAGUAAACGAAAUAAUACGCUCUUUGCGUUAUAAUUAUCAAAGGAACAACUUCAUAAGCCAUAUGUAUUGUUACAUUAAAAAAUUUUUAUUUUAAGCUUUUUUACUUGAAUUUAAUAUUAUUUUAUCUUAAUAUUUUUCUAUUAUUUAAAAUCCCUAACUGGUAAGGAACAUUUUUACGGAAUAAGUCUAUGUAUAUAUCAAGUGUAAACGUUUCUUCAAUGAAAGUUGUUUUUACUGUACGUUUUUGUAAGUUAAAUAUUAACUAGUAUUGACUAAAUGAUAUAAAUAAUUCAAUUAGAUGUAAGAAACAUUUAUUUGAUGUUUUUAAUUGUUGUUAACGAACCGAUUUAUUAAAAUAAAUGUUUGA
Homalodisca vitripennis (glassy-winged sharpshooter) is the source of this 6044-nucleotide messenger RNA. It is a transcript of the gene side-II, whose product is annotated as neural cell adhesion molecule 1-A. The record is from RefSeq and is a predicted model, not a curated record. Gene Ontology annotation, molecular function: protein binding. The transcript is spliced from 24 exons. The coding region runs from base 113 to 3127 and encodes 1004 amino acids. Lineage: Eukaryota; Metazoa; Arthropoda; Insecta; Hemiptera; Cicadellidae.